UCAGUAUUGAGUUACCACAAUGUUCACAUCAGUCUUGAAUAAACACAGAGUUUUCUAAAAUGUACAAAUUUCUGUACAAGUUUGUUUCCAUCUACAAGUCAAGGACACACAGAUAUGGGAUUAGUGCCAGCAAAGCAUGUAGUUAUAAGAAACUUUUUGAGCAAUGAGCCACUUCCGAAUAAAGUCAUAGAAACAAGACCAGAUUCACUUUCCUCUAGAGACAUCUAUGCACGGGAAGAUGGCCUGGUACUAUAUCUACCUCCCCUUAAUUUGCAAAAAGGUGCUAAAUCUAACUAUGAAAUUGUUCUGCACAGACCAACCACAGAAACACUACAUCAAAUUUUCAGCUUAUACCGCACACCCAGCUUAGAAGAAGCAGAAGGUAAAUUCAGAACUCUUAAAGAUAAAAUUCCAGUUUUCAUAGAGGUAUCCAAAGAGAUGUGCAACACAAAUGGUUUACAAAAAAUUUGUGAUGCCUUGGACAACCACCCAUCCUGGACUAUAGCACACCUUGCAGCAUAUUUUGCAUUAUAUGAUGCCUUUGGCAACACUAAGGUCAAUACUUUCUUGAAUAGCACAGACAUAGAAACAGGAAUGUCCCCUUUGCAAGUAGCUAUUUCUACUCAGAAUUUGAAAACUGUCCAAAUAAUGGUGCUUGCAAAUUGCUCUCUAGAACAUCUUGAUUAUGAUGCCAACUCAGUUUUUCAUUAUGCUGCCAGUACCACCAAAGAGAUUAUUGCUGUACUUGCACAAGGUUCCCCUCCAAGAUGCCUCAAUGGCCUCAAUAAGAAUGGUCAUACUCCCCUUCACAUGGCUUGUCUUGCUGACAAGCCUGAUUGUGUUAAAGCUCUUCUAUUGGCUGGGGCUGAUGUCAAUAUUACUGCCUUGAAAAGUGAAAAUCCCAAUCAACUACAGGACCGCGUCGAGCCGAGUUACGUCGGCAACUAUCUGCAGAGCAACCCGAACACCCUGUACCUGAAGGACAUGAAGAAUGGCGGCACGCCGCUGCACUGGGCGAACUCCAGGCAGGUCAUCGAGGCCCUGAUAGACGUCAAUUGUCACAUAAACGCUUUGAAUUUCGAGCUGAAGACCGCUCUGCAUGUGAUGGUGGAAAGGAACAGGUUAGAUUGUGUUGUGGCUCUUUUGAGCAGACAAGCGAAUGCUGAUUUGGGAGAUAAGGACGGUAAUACCCCGUUACAUUUAGCCAUAAAAGGCAAUAAUCCGGCAAUUAUCCAAGCCCUCAUAAUUUUCGGAGUCGAUCUGGAUAUUUUGAAUGACAAAGGAGAAAGUCCACGACAUUUGAUAACUGCAGAACAGGAACCGACUAUUCUAUAUUUAAUUUCUGCCGUUGGUGCAAAAAGAUGUACAUCGGAUACGCAACGUUGCACAGAUGGUUGCAAAUAUGAUGGCAAGUACGAGGGAAUCCCUCCUCCAAAGGUGAUCGGUCCGACGAAUCGCGACAUGCUCGACCUGGUGCUCUCGGUGGCCGGCAUGGAGACCGCCUCCGACCGCCAUAAGGACGGCGGCUUCCCGAAGAGUGGCCGACUGCUCUCCCUCGACGGCGGCGGCAUCAGGGGUUUGGUGCUGGUCCAGAUGCUGCUCGAGCUGGAGCGGGUGUUCGACAGGCCGAUCGGCCACUGCUUCGAUUGGCUGGCCGGCACCAGCACCGGGGGAAUCCUGGCGCUAGCGAUCGCCUCGGGCAAAACGAUGAAAGAAUGCCUGUGCCUGUACUUCCGCAUGAAGGAGCACGCCUUCAACGGCAUCCGCCCUUACAACAGCGAAAACCUCGAGACCAUCCUGAAGGAAACCUUCGGCACGGACACAGUCAUGUCGCAGAUAGAGCACCCGCGCGUCAUGGUGACAGGGUGUCUAGCUGACCGUAAGCCGGUGGAGUUGCACCUUUUCCGAACGUACGCCAGUCCUGGGGAUAUCCUCGGCAUGAAGCACGAUUCACCGUACGAGCUGCCGCCUCCGCCUGCGGAGCAGUACGUGUGGCAGGUGGGCAGGGCGACUGGGGCUGCCCCGACCUAUUUCAGAGCCUUCGGGCGAUUCCUAGAUGGCGGCCUCAUCGCCAACAAUCCCACCUUGGACGCCAUGACGGAGAUCCACGAGCACACGUUGGCCCUUAAGGCGAAAGGCAGGGAGACGGAAGCGGCGCCCGUCAGCGUCGUGGUGUCGCUGGGCACCGGCCAGAUCCCCGUCACGAUGGUCAAGGGCAUCGACGUGUUCAGGCCGGAGAGCCUGUGGGACGGCGCCAAGUUGGCCAUGGGGCUGUCUUUCCUCGGUAGCUUGAUUGUCGAUCAGGCCACCGCCAGCGAAGGACGAGUGGUGGACAGGGCGAGAGCGUGGUGCUCGACCAUCGGCGUGCCGUACUUCCGCUUCUGUCCGCAGAUGUCCGAGGAGGUGGCCAUGGACGAGAAGGCGGACGAGAAGCUGGUGCGCAUGCUGUGGGAGACGAAGGUCUACAUGCACGAGCACCUAAGCCACGUGCGGGAGCUGCGCGACAUCCUGAACAGGGGGUAAAGUGGAGGGGGGAUAUCAUUUCGAUCUGAGCUAACUGAGAUAUUUCAUAGAUGACAACUGGAAGUCAUCUCUACGACGUUUGUUGAUAAUGGUGAAAGAUUACUCGUGAAGGAUCAUGUUUAGGGCGUAUACAGGAUGUUUCAAAAAUUGCUGACCUCCUUGCUAGGGUAGGUAGAGAACACUGCAAAAUUAGUUGGGUUUAAAUACUGUCUGUAGGUUAAUCGAGGAGGUAGUACAUUCAUUUUACUUGAUUCUUUGGGAUUUUCUCUCCUCGUUUCUAUGAAAUAAAAAUAUUCGUAUUAUUUCAAUAUAUUUGUAGUGUCACUGCGUUUAACACAUUUUUCUAUCAGGGUGUCUAAAAGAAAAUAACAGUAGCUUGUCAGUGACAAUUCGUUUGAAAAUAUUUUUGAAGGAAAUAAAUAUAGGUAUAUUGAAAAAACAUCCGAAUUUUUACUUAUCUUUGGACGUUUUGGGACCGAAUCUGCUCCCGUUCUCAACAUGUAAAUGCAAAAUAUUUUUCUUUGAAAGUUGUGUUGCUUAUAGUUUGACACUUUUCAUAUGUCAACAUUAUGACAUGAUGAAAUGAAUUAGUGAAUGAGAAAUCAUUCACUCAAGUUUGGAUUUCUCUUUGCAAGAGGAUAUGUUUCUUGACUUUAAUUUUGAAUUGGGUGAUAUUUGUGCAACUUUUGAUGUCAUCAGAUAAUUUAUUGAAUUCUGAGAUAGCUCCUUGAGUGAACUUUUUUUAACCAAGUGUAGAAUUAGCAGCAUCAAGAUGAAACAAGUCAUAUUGUCUAAUAUGAUGUUCAUGGAUUCAGUGGCGGCUCGUGACUUUCAUGACAGAGGAGGCUGAAUGAUAUGAGAUUUAUUGUGAAAAACAACUCUCUACUCACCCAAAUCAAUAGCUUUAAUGACAUUCUGUUCACCAGUUAACCUGAACUUGAUACUUGAAGAGAUGUGUUCCUGUGAUU
Phaedon cochleariae (mustard beetle) is the source of this 3491-nucleotide messenger RNA. The record is from the annotation of a GenBank genome assembly. Lineage: Eukaryota; Metazoa; Arthropoda; Insecta; Coleoptera; Chrysomelidae.